Molecule: messenger RNA, 1068 nt
Organism: Impatiens glandulifera
Lineage: Eukaryota; Viridiplantae; Streptophyta; Magnoliopsida; Ericales; Balsaminaceae
Product: cytochrome P450 76T24-like
Exons: 2
Coding region: 1-1068 (355 amino acids)
Molecular function (GO): heme binding; iron ion binding; monooxygenase activity
Source: RefSeq, a predicted model, not a curated record
AUGGAUGCAAAACUGGGCAUGAGGCUAAAAAAGGUGGAAGAACUCGUAGCCUUCGUGCGGCGGAGCUCUGUCGUGAAAAUAGGUGACGCUGCCUUCACGACGAUGCUGAAUUUACUGUCGGACAUGUUCUUCUCGAUGAAUUUAGCUCACUACGAUUCAAAUUUUUCUCGGGAGUUUAAGGAUCAUUUGAGGAUUACGCUGGAAACGGCCGGGUCUCGUAAUAUAGCGGAUUACUUCCCUAUAUUUAGGUUUGUUGAUGUACAAGGCUUAAGGCGGCGUGGCAGAUUUCAUUUAUCGAGAUUGAUUUGUAUAUUUGAGGAGAUCAUCCAACGUAGGAUAGAAUCAAAGGAGACCAAGAAUGAUUUUCUGGACGCGCUCAUUAAUCUCUCCCAAGAGACUCACUCAACUCUCACCAUCAACGGCAUAGCCCAUUUGUUUCUCGACUUGUUCAUUACUGGUACAGACACAGUAUCAACCAUGGUAGAAUGGGCGAUGACAGAGUUACUUCGUAAUCCAGAUAAACUGAAAAAAGCUCAAGGAGAGCUUAGAGCAUUUGCAGGCAAUAAACUAAUAAUUGAAGAAUCAGAUAUUUCAAAGUUACCUUAUAUACAAUCAGUUGUGAAAGAGACGCUAAGACUUCAUCCUCCCAGUCCUUUCAUGGUUCCUCACAAAGCCGAAGCCGAGUUUGAGAUAGACAUGGAAGAGAAGUAUUUGUUUUGGAUUCCGAAAGAUGCUCAAAUUUUAGUAAAUGUAUGGGCAAUUGGUCGUGACCCAAAAGUGUGGGAAGAUCCAGAUUUGUUUAUACCUGAGAGAUUUUUGAAAAAUGAAUUUGACUUGAAUGGUCAAGACUUUAGGUUCUUUCCAUUUGGGUCCGGAAGAAGGAGUUGCCCUGGUAUGGUUUUGGGAGACAAGAUGGUGCAUUUGUUAUUGACCUCUCUGUUGCUAACAUUCGAUUGGAAACUUGAAAAUGGAAUUAAGCCUCAAGAUAUUGAUAUGAAUGAUAAAUUUGGUAUGUCAAUGGAAAAGGCUAUACCUCUUAGGGCUAUUCCCAUUCCCAUCAAAUCUUGA